AUCAGAAUCUCUUGCCAUUCUGUGUAUGACUUCUCUAUAGAUUCAUUCCCCUCUAAAUGUUGAGUCGCUGCUAAGCAAUAUCUUGUUCCUUCCUUCUGUCACAGGUGUGGACAUUGUCAGCGUCUCCAGCCAACUUGGAACGAUUUGGGAGAUAAAUACAACAACAUGGAAAAACCAGAGGUCUAUGUUGUUAAAGUGGAUUGUACUGUAGAUAUUCCACUGUGCUCUGAAUUUGGCGUACGGGGAUACCCCACCCUAAAGCUGCUUAAACCAGGACAAGAACCUCUGAAGUACCAAGGCCCUAGGGACUUCCAGGCACUGGAAAACUGGAUGUUGGAGAAACUAAAUGAGGAACCACCUGAUCAGGAAUCUGAUGUGGAACCACCAAAAGCCCCUGAACCUAAGCAGGGAAUGUAUGAACUCUCCACAGACAAUUUCAAGAUGCACAUAGCAGAAGGUAAUCACUUUAUCAAAUUCUUUGCCCCUUGGUGUGGUCACUGCAAGGCUUUGGCCCCAACCUGGGAACAGCUGGCUCAAGCCUUUGAGCAUUCAGAAACUGUCAAGAUUGGCAAGGUCGACUGUACCCAGCAUUAUGAAGUCUGCUCUGAAACCCAAGUUCGUGGUUAUCCCACACUCCUCUGGUUUAGGAAUGGUGAAAAGGGUGACCAGUACAAAGGGAAGAGGGACUUCGAUUCCUUAAAGGAAUAUGUGGAUUCCCAACUACAGAGCUCUGGGAAAGAGCCACCAGUAGAUAAACCUGCUGAAGCCCCACAGCCACCUGCAGAACCCAUCCAUGCUGAGCAGGCUGCAGUGCUCUCUCUCUCUGAAAAAGACUUUGAUGCAACCAUUGCUAGGGGGAUUACGUUUAUUAAAUUCUACGCUCCAUGGUGUGGUCACUGUAAGAACUUGGCUCCAACUUGGGAGAACCUUGCCAAAGAGCAAUUUCCAGGUUUGACUGAUGUCAAAAUAGCAGAAGUAGACUGCACUGUGGAACGUAACGUCUGCAACAGAUUUUCUGUACGUGGUUAUCCUACACUUCUGCUUUUCCGAGGUGGAAAGAAAGUCAGUGAACACAACGGAACGAGAGACCUUGAAUCACUGCAUAGCUUUGUCUUGCGUCAGGCAAGGGAUGAAUUGUAAUAAAAGUCUGGAUGCUCUGUCCCUGGCUGUCUUUGUACAGUACCUGAGGGAUUUCUAUCUUUGCUAAUAUUCAAAUAGUGUAUUGGGGGGGUGGGCAGUGGGGCCUUUUUUUGUUUCUUUGUUUCUAGGAAAUUGAAUGUACUAAACUUUGGUAUCUUCCCCUUGUGUGUGUGUUAAAGACAUGCUACCUUAUGUGUGAGGGAAAACUAA
Acanthisitta chloris (rifleman) is the source of this 1350-nucleotide messenger RNA. RefSeq names its product thioredoxin domain containing 5 (endoplasmic reticulum) (gene TXNDC5). Gene Ontology annotation, cellular component: endoplasmic reticulum. Bases 166 to 1140 code for a protein of 324 amino acids. Gene Ontology annotation, biological process: protein folding. Gene Ontology annotation, molecular function: protein disulfide isomerase activity. The transcript has 9 exons. NCBI's taxonomy places the organism in Eukaryota, Metazoa, Chordata, Aves, Passeriformes, Acanthisittidae. The record is from RefSeq and is a predicted model, not a curated record.